GCGCCACGCUGCUAAAAGUAAUUCUCAUUUCACCUUCCGUCGCUGUCAAGAAGAAAAUGCUAAUUAUUUGUUACAAACCGUUGUAAUUUCUGAAAAACCCAGUAUCCACGCGACAGGAGGCUUCUCCGACGUGUCCGUGUGCGUGCCCGGGCGCCGCCGUGCGUGUGAGAGCCUGCAAGUGCAAGUGUGUGUAUGGGUACCUGGUGUGCAAAGUAAACUAAAAAAAAGUAAGAAAGGUCGACGGGGCUGUCUCAGCUGCCUGCGUGCCAUUUUUCUUUCUUCUUCGCGGUUGGAAAGCGAGAGACUGCUGCGGAGCCAUGAACUCCACUAGCAAUCUGGCGGACGUGGUGCGGCACUACCAGCGCAGCAUUGAGAAGCACAGCGACAACGAAAAGCGGCUGGUGCAUUGCAUGAACAAGCUGUUCAACCUGCCCAUCAAAUUCGAGCACCUGCAGGAGACCGGCAUUGGCAAGACCGUUAAUGCCCUGCGCAAGUUCAACGGGGAAGUGGGUCAGUCCGCCAAAACGCUCAUCACAAAAUGGAAAGCCAUGGUGACCGCCGAAGAGGGUUCCUCUACAGAGGUCCCGCUAGCGGCCAGCAGUCAGGAAGAGGACUCCGGAAAGUCAAACGGACGAAGAUCCAGCGACGAGGAUCUUGACCAGGAGAACAAGGGCAGUAACUCAUCCAGUGGCGAGGAAAGGCAAGCGGCCGAGCACAGAUCAAGGCAAGAAGAACGAAGUGACAAGAGCUCCAGGCAGGAUCAGAGCGGAAGCAGUAAAAGUCACUCCAAGAGCUCUUCGGAUCCGAAUAGAAAGCACAAAAGCAGUCGCCACGACAAAUCCAAGGAAAGGGACAAAGACAAGGAGGACCACAAGGAAAAGAAGUCGAAUGGCGAGCACAAGUCCAGGGAUUCCAGUCAGUCAAACAGUACCAAGAGCAGCAGAUCCGAUGGACACAAAGGCGAGCACAGCAAAUCCAAGCAUGAAAAGGAAAAGCCGCCCAAGGACAAGUCAAGCAAACACCACAAGUCGUCUUCGAAGUCAUCUAAGCGGUCACACAGCCCACAUCGCGUCGAUGAAGAGUCGAGCAAGGCAAAGAUACCAAAAACAAAAGCGAAAUCCGAGGAGGACUCCCCCGAUGGCUUUGACUCAAGCAUGGGUGCCAACUUUGACGACGUUCUCGGCAUGCUUAACAUGCCUAUGAGCAGCAAGAAAAGCACCAGUGGCAAGAGCAAGUCUGUCGCUAAGAUGGCAUCCUCAUCCUCGUCAACUCCAGUCGCCCCGGCGGCACCCUCUAGAGAUGCCUUCUUGAGCAGUCGACCGACCUCCACAAAAAAACCCGAGUUACUAGCUCCAUCGGCCAAACUUGAACCCUUGGAUCCGAGCAUUGCCUUGGAGCUCCCAACCAUUUCUAACAACUACAAGCCCUUGCCCUUGAAUCAGACCGUGAUGGACGUGGUUUUCAACCAGGGCGGCACCCAGAGGUCCCAGGCUUCCCGUUUCAAUGAGUCGGAGGCCUUGGCUCAGGGUAUUUCUUCGAAAACCAUGCGCACCAAAAUCUACUCGGGCGUAAGAACGGGCCAACUCCUGCAGGUGCCCUCACUUUUCGAUCUGUGCACGCGCAUUCUCCAGAAGAACCUUGAUGCGCUCGAAUACACGGGUGGUGUGCCCUUUGAGAUUCUUCGAACCGUUCUGGAACGCGCCACACCCCAGCAACUGCUGAACAUCGAGGAGUACAAUCCCUAUCUGAUGGACGACAGUGACAUCCUGUGGCAGCAGCAUGUCCAGCGCCACUGUCGUAGUCAGCGCCGCGAGGAGAUGGAAACGUGGCGCGAGAUGUUUCUGCGCUGCCAGGAGGAGAAAGAUCGCAAGCUCAGUAGCCUGGCCGAGAGUAUUAAAGCCUCUCAGAAGAUCAGCGAGGCACCCGUGCGCAAGACACAGCUGGCCUUUGUGGACUCCAUGGUUAAGCCGCCGCGCAGCGUGAUGCGCAAGCAGGAGCAAUAUGGCACCAAGUCAAAACUCAUUGCCACUCCAGCCGCCCGAGUAGCCGCUUUGUCCAGCGUAACGCCCAACGCCGCCAAGGUAGGCGACGCCCGUCUGCGUGUCUUGGCCGCCACCCGCGACACGGCCCAAGUGGCUGCCGCACCGCGUAACAAGAAGGCGCCGCUAAUGGCCAAGACCUUGCAAUUUAUGCGUGGACGACACAAGCGAUAGAUGGUAGAUAGAAGGCAAGCCAGCAGACAUAGUGGCGAGCAUGUUGAGAUGCGUUUAUUCGUUAUAGUUACAAUCUUUAUACUCAAUUUGUUCAUCGAUAAGAGAGACUUUAGGGGUUCUGUAAAGCGAGAUUCUAUUAGACAUUGUCUUACCCAGUGCACCGAGGAAUCCGAAGGCGACUGUCUCUAAAGCAUACCGCGCAUGCUAUUUAUUAUUUAUUCAUGUAUCUGUCUCACAUUAAUUAUACAUUUCUACAAAAAUGAAGUUUACUCCGAGCCGGAUAACGAUUGUUAAUACUGGUUCGAUUGAUCUUGUAUCUGCAACUGGGAAACAGCAGCGAACUGUUCCACCCUUACUUUUAAAUAUAAGUUCAAUGUUCAUUUGUGCUAGAGGGCUGUGCGAGUGUCCAAAAUCCAAUAUAGUGUAUAUAAAAGCGUGUAAUUAACGCAAACUCUUACGUAUAUGCCUAAAUUUAUAUAUCGAACUUCCUAAAUUAUUAAAAACAGUUUUAAUUGCCUUUAGAUGCAUCGCCCAUCUAGUCGGACCGAAUAUAUUGUGGAAGUAAAUAUAAAUAUUAAAUACAUUUUAGUCUGGAACCCGUGCAUAAAAUAUUUUGAUUUUAGUCUAAACUUCGAGACCAAAGUUUUGGAAAUAAAUAAAAAUAUUAAAUAAUUUGUAGUCUGGAACUUGUUUUGAAAAAUCAAAAUUAAAUAUUACCGCCCCCUUCCUAAAUUUUGAGACACUGCAAAAUUUAAAAAAAGUAUAAAAAUUCCAUAUUAGCUACAGUUCAGUCUAUCAAACUAUCGGAGUUUAUAUAGAUUUUAAAAGCAUUAUAGGUUCCCAGAAAAUUGAUUUAAAAACUUUUAACUUCAUCUUGAUGCGUAAGCGAAGCAUGUAAAGGCAUUAUACACUGUAAUCAAAGUCGUUUAUUCCACUAGUAAGCUAACGGAAACAAAAAAAAAAUUAUAAACACGGAGCAGACUCCUCUGUUAAUUGUUAAAAAGCGGGCAAAUAUUAUAUGUAAAGGUAAAGACAAGCAAACGAGUUGUUUCACACAAUAGUAACAGUAAUAUUAUACAGACUUAUUACAAAUAAAUUAUUAUUUUGAAACAUAAA
Molecule: messenger RNA, 3329 nt
Organism: Drosophila kikkawai
Lineage: Eukaryota; Metazoa; Arthropoda; Insecta; Diptera; Drosophilidae
Gene: EloA
Product: elongin A
Biological process (GO): transcription elongation by RNA polymerase II
Cellular component (GO): nucleus; elongin complex
Source: RefSeq, a predicted model, not a curated record